AUGAAAAGUAAGUAAAAUGGCACAGGAUGGGUUUGGGGGGAUGAUAAGCCCCUGGCCCUUCUAGUUGCAUGGCUACCAGAAGAAGUAGCGCAAUUCAUUUCCUUCAACCUCAUGGUUAGCAUAGUAUUAAUCCUUCGUGUUAUUAAUUACGUCAUAAAGAGCGCAUUUACAUCAGCAAUUCCUGAAUCCCUCAUUGCCAUUUUCGCAGGAAGUAUUAUCGGCUCUCUCAUGAGAAAUACUGAAAUUCGAAUGUCUUACUUCUGGGAGUUUACUCCAACCCUGUUUUUCAUGAUUCUCUUACCUUUCUGUAUCAUUGAUGCUGCCUACAGUCUCUACAAUCGUACCUUUGCCGAUUGCGUCGUUGCAAUAAUUUCCUACGCCGUCUUUGCCACAGUUCUCAAUAUGAUUUUGAUCGGAACUUUACUAAUAAUAGCUGAACAAAUAGGCUUCUUUAAAGCAGAAGGAUUCAAAUUUGGACCGCAGGUCUUGAUGUUCUAUGCCGCCACAAUUGUUGCCGUUGAUCCGGUUGCCGUUUUAAACGUGUUUUAUGAAAUUGGCGUCGAUCCAAAUCUUUACUAUCUUGUUUUGGGAGAGUCGUUACUAAAUGAUGCAGUAACGGUCGCUCUCUAUAAAAUCGUUAAUGAAUUUCUUGAUAGUCGUGAGGUAACUAUACGUGAUGUACUAAUAGGAAUCGCGGCAUUCUUUACCAUAAAUGCAGGAGGAAUACUAGUUGGCAUCAUACUUGGAGUUUUAUCUUGUAUCUUGACACGUAUUCCGACACGCCUUGAGGUAGUUUUUCUCUUUAUUGGCAACUACUCAGCUUAUCUUCUUGGAGAUGCUCUUGGAUGGUCGGGCUUGGUUUGCUUAAUUACUUGCGGCAUGGUGCAGAGUAGCUACGCCUUCCAUAAUCUGAGUUCUGAAGAUGCUGUAACUUGCCGUAGAAUGGCUCAUAUGCUUGCGGACAUUUGUGAGACGAUGACUUUCUUGCUUAUUGGCAUGAAAAUGACGAGUAAUGAACUCUACUGGCACACAUCUUUCAUCCUCUCUCAGCUUAUUGUCUGCCUUGUCGUUCGAAGUGUUGUUGUCUUUGGCAUGACCUGGUGUUUGAAUAAGUACGACAUGAAUUACUCACGAAUAACAGUAACUGAACAGUUCAUUUUAGCCUAUGGGGGAUUGAGAGGUGCAGUGGCACUCUCUCUAGUCUAUUUAGGCGAUACCGAAAAUAUUGAUCAAGGUCAACAUGGUGUGCACAAAAUUCUAAUUACGGCCACACUCUUUACAAUACUAUUCACAGUUGGCUUUAUGGGUCCAACGAUGAGACCCUUAGCCCGACUGCUUCGAGUUAAACUAGCUGCAAAACAGGAGAUUAGCUUGAUGAAGGAACUCAAUGAAAGAAUAAUUGACGAGGUUAAUUCUGGUCUGGAGGUCAUUACUGGUCAUAUGGGGUGGAAUCGAGCUCGAGACUGGUUUCUAAAAGUGAAUGAGAAGUACAUUCGAAAAGUCUUGCAAAAUGAUCCACAAUUUCGAAAUCAAAAGAUCGUGAAGGUGUACCAGGACAUGGCUCUCGUUUUACAUCAAGCCUCCUUAAACCCCAAAAAAGCGCAUGUGCUUUUGGAGGAAUUGCCUGUUAAUGUCAGGACCGCAUAUCGAGCUCAAGAGCUUGAGGACAUGACAGAGACAUAUCAUCAAUUAAAAAUGGCAACAACUAGGAGUCCUGUCAGAAAAUUCUAUGACUACCAUUCACUGUUUACUGUAAAGCUUCAACAAUUUUGGGGUUGUGUAAGUGAACCACAAAAUUCACAAGCAAACAGGAAAGCCACGGCUCAUGGCAAUAGGCUCUUGCCUUGGGUGAAAAAUGUGGAGAGUUCAUCCCAAAAUCCAGAUAGGGAGACCAAGUCUGAAGAAGGUACACAAUCAAAAGAAGGACCAAAUACUUCAGGCAAUCAAGGCUCUCCUCAGUCGGUGAAUAAAAUGGAACGGAAAUCCGAACAUGAUUAG
Messenger RNA from Rodentolepis nana, 1998 nucleotides. Lineage: Eukaryota; Metazoa; Platyhelminthes; Cestoda; Cyclophyllidea; Hymenolepididae. The record is from the annotation of a GenBank genome assembly.